Molecule: messenger RNA, 2849 nt
Organism: Hyalella azteca
Lineage: Eukaryota; Metazoa; Arthropoda; Malacostraca; Amphipoda; Hyalellidae
Product: gastrula zinc finger protein XlCGF17.1-like
Exons: 1
Coding region: 247-1314 (355 amino acids)
Biological process (GO): regulation of transcription by RNA polymerase II
Cellular component (GO): nucleus
Molecular function (GO): RNA polymerase II transcription regulatory region sequence-specific DNA binding; DNA-binding transcription factor activity, RNA polymerase II-specific
Source: RefSeq, a predicted model, not a curated record
CACCAGACCACCACCCUCGACCACCAGACCACCACCCUCGACCAUCAGACCGCAGACCCCAAAACUUCUCUCCAAGAUUGUCGUCCGGUUGACAUUAUUCACUGUGACAACUUUUUUGCUUUUUCGAGCCAAAGCGAUCCGUCGUAUGCCAUCCCUGACGCCAUCGAGGACCUCAAGGAUCCCAAACUGCCUGUUGAUGCUGACGAUAAAGAAUUAGUCAGGAGUGUUGUGAAUCCCAACAGGUUGAUGAAUCAUGAGGAUUCUCGCGAGGGUAACCACCACAGCCCAACGUUCGUUUACUACGCAGGAAGUGUUCUGAAGUGUCCGCUCUGUGACCACUCUUGUCUGCAAGACCAGGAACUGUCUCUGCAUUUCUCAUCUCUACACUCAGACAAGAAACUGCAUCGUUGUUCCAUGUGCAGCUAUGCUACGGCUGACAAGCGUUCGCUGACACUGCACUCAGCUGCCAAGCACUCGACCGUACGGCCCUACAAGUGUCAGCUAUGCGAGUACGCGACGGCUGUCAAGCGCAACCUAACCGUGCACGUGACAGCCAAACACUCCGGCGAGAAGCCAUACAAGUGUCCGGCUUGUGAGUACUGCACGGCAUAUAAACAUGACGUCACACUUCACUUCGCUUCAAAGCACUCAGGGGAGAAGAUGCACAAAUGUCCGCAAUGCGAAUACGCUUCAGCAUACAAAGGCUCUGUGAUCUCACACUUCGCAGCCAAACACUCGAACGCGCGGCCGUUCAAGUGUUCUUUGUGUGGGUACACGACAGCUGUGAAGCGCAACCUUACAGUACACGUCACUGCUAAACAUUCUGGUGAUAAACACCACCAGUGCUCAGACUGUCACUACUCGACGCCUAACAAACAUGACUUAACUUUACAUUUCGCAUCGAAACAUUCGGGAGAAAAACUACACAAAUGUUCCCACUGUGAUUACGCCUCGGCCUAUAAAGGCUCGCUGGCCUCGCACAUCGCUGCCAAACAUUCUGACAGCAAACCUCAUGUUUGCUUUUACUGUGGAUACUCAACAGCUGUUAAACGGAAUCUCACCGUACAUUUGGCAGCCAAACAUUCAGUGGACAAGAGCCACAAGUGCUCUGAGUGUGCGUACUCUACGGCCAACAAACACGACCUCACUCUGCACUUUGCCUCCAGACACUCGGGGGAGAAGAGCCAUAAAUGCCCGCAUUGUGACUAUGCCUCUGCCUAUAAAGGAUCUCUAGCGUCCCACAUCGCAGCCAAACAUUCAGAGAAGAAACAUCUGGCGUGUACGCAGUGCGGGUACUGUACUCUACCGCUGUGACUACUCCACCGUCUUCCGGCGAGACCUCAACAAUCAUUUCUCCUCCAGACAUUCCACUCCAAACUUUCAAUGAUUCUUACGAGUUUUAUUCAAUGUUUAUUACUGUAUUUACCGAGCAAUAUCUUUCUUGCAUUUGUCACUCCCUUUAAUAUUUUUGAUGUCGGUAGUGGAUUUUGGCAGCAAUGUUAGGCUGCACUGUACAUUUCGUCACAUAACUAAUACUCAUGUUAGCUACCCUGCUGUACAUUGAUAUGAUCUCUAUGUAUAAUAAGAAUCUUAAAGAGUAUAAUUAGGAUCUCUAUAGAUAAUAAGAAUCUGUAGAUAUAAUUAGGAUCUCUAUGUAUAAUAAGAAUCUUAAUGAGUAUAAUUAGGAUCUCUAUAGAUAAUAAGAAUCUGUAGAUAUAAUUAGGAUCUCUAUGUAUAAUAAGAUUCUGUAGAUAUAAUUAGGAUCUCUAUGUAUUAUAAGAAUCUGUAGAUAUAAUUAGGAUCUCUAUGUAUAAUAAGAAUCUGUAGAGUAUAAUUAGGAUCUCUAUGUUUAAUAAGAAUCUGUAGAUAUAAUUAGGAUCUCUAUGUAUAAUUAUGUUGAUCAAGUUCAUUCAUGUCAGCAUCGUCUGAUAAAUUCGUAAUUUAAAAAUUCAUCUCAGGGAUUUUCUUCUAGCUGAUAUCAAUUUCACCCUACCAAAAAUGUAACUUUUUUAUGUAAUUCAAAUUCGCUAAGAUAUCAGAAAGUUUCAUCAGUAGAACCGCAGCGUUCAAAAUACUAAAACUGAUCUACGUAAAGUUUACAAUUGGACGAAUUUAAAGAUCCACGUCAAGUUUGGAUGAAUUUCUGCUCAACUUCGUUGAUAUUUCCUCGUUGAAGAUUGUAAUUAAACUUGCAAAAUUGUUUGUCUCACGUGGCUCUCUCAAUGAGCCUAACAAUGAGCUAAUUAAUGAACUCUAUUGUAAGUAUAAUGAUAAGCUAUAUAUUGAACUCUAUUGUAAGUGUGAUUAUACUCGGCGGCUAUUGUAAGUAUAAUCUAUUAUAAUAAGUAUAAUAUUGUAAGUAUAAUCUAGUAUAAAUGUAAAUGAUAAUAUAUAGUUGUGAUAUGAUAUCUAGAUCAUAUCACAUGAUAUGAUAUCUAGUGAUAUGAUAUCUAGAUUUUAUACUAGAUAUAAUGAUAUCUAGUAUAAAUGUAAGUAUAAUCUAAGUAUAAUCUAUUGUAAGUAUAAUUAUACUCUGCGGCUGUUGAGAGACAAAUAAUUAACUUAGAUGAAGUGCUGCCUGGCUUACCUGUCCAGCUGACUCGUUACUAGUCAAGGCAUUCGUGCGAGAGUAAGUAAAUAAAGUUGUGUAAUAACAGUAAAUACUAUGUUAUAUAUUAUAUAUUCCCUAUGUAGCGAGAGUAAAUAUUGUGUUCUAGACUCAUUAUUCCUUAUGUAGGAAGAGUAAAUAUUGUGUUCUGGACUCAAUAUUCCUUAUGUAGGGAGAGUAAAUAUUGUGUUCUAGACUCAUUAUUCCUUAUGUAGGGAGAGUAAAUAUUGUGUUCUAGACU